UUGAAGCAAAAGAUGAUAAGAAACAUGGACCAAGAGAUCCGCAACCAUCUUAGAUUGAAGGCUAGUGAGAGCAGAUUUGACGUUAAAGACACAGUUUUAAACAUGGUAGUGGCGUCAAUGACAUCAAUGGUGAUAAGUAACCUCAAUCCAGAGACUCAAACGAAGCUUAUGGAUAAUAUCAAGUCCUUCAAUUAUGAUUGGUUUCAGUCACCUCUUGCCCUUUCUACGUGGAAGCUUUUUUACAAAGUCCUUAAGGCACGCAGAGAAGCAAUCGAUGUGAUAAAGGAUGUUCUAACGAGGAGGAAAGAGUCGAAAGAGAAGCAUGGAGACUUUGUAGACACGAUGCUGGAAGAUUUGGAGAAAGAAAACACUAUUUUUGACCAAGGAUCGGCUAUAAGCCUCAUUUUCAGUAUACUAGUCGUGGCUAAAGAAGGUGUUCCUAAUAUCACUUCCAUAGCUGUGAAAUUCUUAUCUCAAAACCCAAAAGCCCUUGCAGAGCUGAAGAGAGAGCACAUGGCGAUCCUACGGAACAGAAAAGAUAAAGGUGGAGUUAGUUGGGAGGAAUACAGACACAGUAUGAGUUUCACUAACAUGGUUAUCAGUGAGUCACUUCGGCUGGCAAACUUGAGUCCUGUGAUGUUUAGAAAAGCGUUGAGGGAUGUCGAGAUCAAAGGAUACACAAUUCCAGCGGGCUGGAUAGUGGCGGUUGUGCCUGCAAUGGUUCAUUUUGAUGAAGCAACAUAUGAGAACCCUUUGGAGUUUAAUCCAUGGAGAUGGGAGGGAAAAGAAAUGAUUUGGGGAUCUAAAACAUUUAUGGUGUUUGGAGGUGGAGUGAGAUUGUGUGUAGGCGCAGAGUUUGCAAGACUUCACAUCGCAUUAUUCCUGCAUCAUCUUGUCACCACUUACGAUUUCUCGUUGGUCCAAGAUUGCGAGUUGAUACGAACACCAUUCCUUCACUUUACCAAAGGCCUCCUUUUAAACAUCUCAGAGUCUUCCAAGUGAGGACUAUAGUUUUCAAAAUAUUAAAUAAUCAGAUCAUAAUAUUAUGUAACGUAACAAUAAUCUUCUAAUUUCCUGCCUCAGACUCAGAGGAAUGUGUGUGUGAGUCUUUAAACAUCUUUUUAUAAAACGCUUUAAAGCUUUUGAUCA
Molecule: messenger RNA, 1149 nt
Organism: Arabidopsis lyrata subsp. lyrata
Lineage: Eukaryota; Viridiplantae; Streptophyta; Magnoliopsida; Brassicales; Brassicaceae
Product: cytochrome P450 708A2
Exons: 7
Biological process (GO): sterol metabolic process
Molecular function (GO): iron ion binding; oxidoreductase activity, acting on paired donors, with incorporation or reduction of molecular oxygen; heme binding
Source: RefSeq, a predicted model, not a curated record